Molecule: messenger RNA, 1677 nt
Organism: Pelmatolapia mariae (spotted tilapia)
Lineage: Eukaryota; Metazoa; Chordata; Actinopteri; Cichliformes; Cichlidae
Gene: tcf19l
Product: transcription factor 19 (SC1), like
Exons: 5
Coding region: 7-1677 (556 amino acids)
Biological process (GO): regulation of gene expression
Cellular component (GO): nucleus
Molecular function (GO): protein binding
Source: RefSeq, a predicted model, not a curated record
UCAGCCAUGCUGGCUGGAGUGCAGCCGUGCUUCCAGCUGCUUCGGAUCGGGUCGUCGGCAGGCGAAUCUGCGCGGGACCUGUACACCUUCAGGCCGGCGCAGAACCACUCGGUGUUCCGUCUGGGUCGAGCGGCGGAGCUGUGCGACGUCACACUGGACUCGCCGUCGGUGUCCCGCAUCCACGCUGAGCUCGAAGCCGAGAGGGAGACGGUCGAAGGAGACGAAGCUCAAGAGGAGGAAGGAUGGAGGGUCCACAUUAAGGACAGGAGCAGCCAUGGCACGUGGGUCAAUGAAGUCCGCCUCCAGCCGGGCAUACAGUGGGAACUCUCAGACGGCGACACGCUGAUCUUCGGAGGCCAGACUGAUCCAGGGAACCCGGAGUUCUACUUCCUCUUCCAGAAGGUUAAAGUUCGCCCGCUGGACUUCGAUGCAAUCACGCUUCCAAAGGCGGGAACCUUCUCGUCCGACUUGCAGAACAGGAUUAGGACCAGCUUGGACCGCAAGGUAGCUGCCAACCUGGACCUUUCGAAGCUGUCCAUCAACAGAGCCACGGUCAUCCUCAACUCCAUCGGCAGCCUGAGCAAGAUGAAGGGCAGCGCCUGGACCUUCAAGAGGAGCCACAGCCACGAGGGAACAGUCUCUGACCCCGGCACCUCGACCUCGCCUCCUCUUGCUGUGGGCUUUUCCUCCCUGCUCCUGCCCUCCACUCCUCCAUCAUUCUCCUCUGCAGCUUCACUGCCUCAGACGAAAGCCCUCCCGCAGACCUCCAGGAGCAGGAGGAAGUCGGCUCACACGGUGCUGCUGGAGGACGACAGCUCAGACGAGCCCAGAAGUCGAGGAGUUUUGGCAGGAGUUGUGGAGGAUGGACAGAGAGCGCGUGGUAAGAAGAGGCGGAGGCUCUACAAGUCUGAAUCUGAAGGUUUCAGCUCGCCGCCUCCUCCUCAGCUGCAGCCCAAAACUCACAGCGACAUCCGCAGGCCGCUGGAGGCCAAGCCCUUCCCCGUCGGUAUCCGGACCAUCGGCAGCUUCCACGGAGCCAUGACAAACAGCAGACUCAACGAGCACCUCUUCCAGGCAUCCUUCACAAGCAAACAAGAGGUGGAGAAGGUGAACCGAGUCAAGACGGUGGUGCACGGAAACAUCGCGGCCUUCCGCCAGCAGAAGCCUGCCCAUUGCUCCCCGACCGCAGCGAGAGGGAGGCGGAGGGCUAACAGCUCCCCCGUAUUCUCCCCGUUGGUGGUGGGAGGGGAGAACUACAACCUGGCCUCGCCGUCGGUGAGGAUCCGCGCAGACGAGAGAGUUAGCGUGCAGUUCAACCGAUUUCAUCAUCCAACAGGUAAGCGACGCGGCCGCCCCAGGAAACACCCCCUGCCCCCACGGCCUUCCCUGCCCUCUCCAUCCUCCUCGUCUUCAUCCUCUACCUCCUCGGCCUCCUCCUCCUCCGGCUCCUCCUCUUCCUCCUCGGACGAGGACGAAGACGAUGACGAAGAGGACGACGUGAUGGUUGGCACGGUGGAGCCGUGCGCAGCGCCGCGUUGCCGGCUGCCCCAGCAGGACACGGUGCAGUGGAUCCAGUGUGACGUGUGCGACGCCUGGUACCACAUAGACUGUCUGCACGUCGACCGCAAGAAACUCCUGAUGGACCCCAACGCUGACUUCCACUGCGGCUGUCGCUGA